GGUUGUGUUCAGAUUAUACAUUAAGGACAUACUUUCUGCCAGCGACUUUAGCUACUUUUAUGCUCUUGUAGACAGCUGGCUCACCUGUGACCUCUAGGGUUUCUAGGUUAUGAUGCACAGAUUUCCGCAGUCCAGCAUAAGGAUUGCUCAUUGGAGCUGAUAGCUAGCCUAGGUGAAAAUUUAGCUGGACGAACCAGCGUUAGGAUGAUUCAUUAGAAGUUACUCGGUGGUUUAUGUGGUGCUCAGUAUUUGUUUCAUUUUGCUGUUGAACGCCAUGUAAACUGCUAUAGUGCCUAAGGCCCUUUCAUGUUUAGUUUUUUGUUGUUAUCUCUAUGAUUAUUAUCAAUUCUUGUUGUGCAUUUUGCCAUUAGUUUUUUAUUUGUUGGAUUAGGUUUCCACCAUAUGUUUAAAAAGAUGUGCUGAUUAGAAAGUGUAACUAGUAAGCUUUUCUAUGAUGUGUUGAUAUGUCAUAACAUGCUUGAUUUCCCAAAGAAUUCACAUUAACAAAAUGGGUUGGAAGCAAGCAGCUAUAGGAUAUAUUUGACAAUCACUGGUGUUUUGUGGGUGGCAAAAAUGGCAAACGCCACCUCUAGACAUCGUUCAGUUCCACGAGAAGGGACCAACACUGACCUUAGCUUCUCCUGAUCAACUCAGAAAGUUCACUGCUUGGCGCAUAGUAGCAAGCAGACACUGUCCAGCUAGCUGCACGUUAAAGUUUACUUGCAUGCAGGGUCUGAUUGGCUUGGAGCCGGCAAAGGCUAUCUUGAGCCAGGUGUUGGGUUUUGGAGCCCUAGGGUAGGGAUGGAUGCCUGUCCAAGUUGUCUGGCACCAGGGCUCCAAUCAAACAGCCCCGCAAUACUGGUGUAUUCAAGUGAGAUUGGUCAAGAUAGUCCAACCAUUCUGUUCUUCCAAGAAAAUGCUGGCAACAUCGCUCACCGUUUGGAAUUUGUUCGACUAAUGAUGCAGCGACUACAGUGCAAUGUUUUUAUGCUUUCUUAUAGAGGGUAUGGUGAGAGUGAUGGUUAUCCUUCUCAGAAAGGGAUCACAUAUGAUGCACAGGCUGCACUUGACCAUCUAGCUCAGAGGAAUGACAUCGACACAACCAGGAUAGUUAUCUUUGGAAGAUCUUUAGGAGGUGCUGUUGGAGCAGUUCUUGCCAAAAACAAUCCUGACAAGGUGGCCACUCUAAUACUGGAAAAUACAUUUACAUCCAUACUGGAUAUGGCUGGUAUUAUGCUUCCCUUCUUAAGAUGGUUCAUAGGCGGGAGCUCUUCUAAAGGUCCAAAACUUUUAAACUGUGUUGUUCGCUCUCCAUGGAAUACACUUGAUAUUGUUGGAGAGGUCAAACAACCCAUUCUCUUCCUUUCUGGAUUGCAAGAUGAACUAGUCCCCCCUCCACACAUGAAGAUGUUAUAUGACAAAGCUUCUGAUCAUAACAGAAAUUGCAGAUUUGUUGAUUUUCCUAGUGGUAUGCAUAUGGAUACCUGGAUGUCUGGAGGGGACCGCUACUGGAGGACAAUCCAAUUGUUCUUGGAUCAAUACGCUCCUGGAGUGCAGAAUCAUGAUGCCAGCUUCAAAAGUGAAAUUACCGAGGAUGAUGAAGCUGCUGAUUGACUGGAAAAUCUGGAUCGGACUUUUUCCAAAUUUCUGUUUCCUGAUGUUGCUGCAAUUUGUCACCAAUGAACUGAAACUCACCGCAAACAAUUAAUUCAGGCAAUUAUUCUGCUCCAUUGUACCUGAAGCAACCGAAGUUGUGAAUAUUUUUCGAGGAUAUUCUCCACCAUGCUCUGCCGCUACAUUUGCCCCUGGAACUUAAGUUAUUUGCCCAUGAACCGAAUAUAUAUCCUCUUGAUUGAAUGUAUGAAUGAUAUUUUUUUUCUCCUUUGCUAGUAUUUGGAACAUUCCUAAAAAUGUGGCUGUAUGACAGCCCGAUAGAUAGGCUGUAAGCUCAUUGGCUGAACUAUUUGGUUUUGUGAUUUUGAUUGUUUCCUUUUUCGAUGUUAAAGCAUCUAGACCUUUAAUAUGUUUGGAUGACACAAGAUUAUUGUGAUUAAUGUAUGUUUUGCAGAA
Molecule: messenger RNA, 2070 nt
Organism: Zea mays
Lineage: Eukaryota; Viridiplantae; Streptophyta; Magnoliopsida; Poales; Poaceae
Product: alpha/beta-Hydrolases superfamily protein
Exons: 8
Coding region: 802-1614 (270 amino acids)
Biological process (GO): proteolysis
Cellular component (GO): membrane
Molecular function (GO): palmitoyl-(protein) hydrolase activity; serine-type peptidase activity
Source: RefSeq, a predicted model, not a curated record